ACACAACACAACCCCACCAGCUCUUGUUUCCCCUCUGUUGAGUCGAAAAUAUAAAUUUAUAGAGAAUACCCGAUAGCUGCGACAAUGUCUGCCGUCAAACGAAAGACCCCCGACCAGGUCUACGACGCGUCUGACGACGCCAAAACCCCCACUGGCAGCCCUCCGGCCAAAAGGCUCCGUCUGACGAGGAACCAGAAGCAGGCCUUGAUCGACAACCUGCAGCUGGAAAUCACGGAGCGAGCACGAAAAUUGCGCGCACAAUAUGCCCUGCAGGCCCACGACCUUCGAGCCCGGAUCGAACGACGCGUGAACCGGAUCCCGGUGGCUCUUCGAAAGGCCACGAUGGGCGAGCUGCUUGAGAAACAAACCGCCGCGCUGCGCUCGCCGAGGAAGAUUGGGCAGACUGGAAAGGCGGCUAUUCGGAACGUGACGGCCAUGUCUGUCGACAUGCACGGCGCGCCGACGAGCGCCCAUGUCCGCAGAGUCAAGAAGCAUAGCCAAGAGAACUACUCGGAUAAAGAAAACGCUCCCGCCGCCGGGGAGCCGGUUGAUGUGCUGAAGAAUCCCAAGAGACGCGCCAAUGGAGGCGCUUCCCGUGUCGUUUCCCAAGAAGUGCGAGGGGCAGAUUACAGAAUCCUGUCGCCCAAGUCGUUGAAUUCGCGGACCUACCCUCAGUCACCGUUCCGUGCCUCGCCCGAUAAAACGCAGAACCCGCUAUUUGCAUCGCGUCCAAUGUCACCAUUAAAACCCUCCAGUCCUCUCAAGGCAACGACGGGGGCUCGUACCGCAAGAGGAGCCGCGCCAGUUGGUUCCAAAGACCCCAUGCGGCCGGCGUCGCAGGCCAAGAAGACGACUGCUCGCUCCGCGACUGCUUCGAGGGCGGUCCCCUCCCCGAUCUCUCGCCCUGCCACCCGGCAGCGUGAACGCAAAACCAGUACGGGAACCGUCUCGUCAACAGCCUCCUCCGGCACCACCGUCGCCAAGACUACCCGUACCGGCACUGGUACUACACGGAAGGGUGCCGCUGCGACCGCUGCCAAAAAACCAACGACCACCGCUCGCGGCCAAACGGCGUCCAUGGCCGUCAAGCGCACGACCGCUAUUGCUACGACAGUCCGGAAAGCGACAGCGCCUGCUGCAGUAGAAGCGCCUGCGACGGGCCGCCGGGUGCUGCGGAAGCGAGCUUGAAGUCACAGACCUAAAUGAUUGAAUUAUGUUGGCAAUUGGUGUCUUUUGUUUUGUUUUAUUUUGGAUGCCUUUCAGCGCGGAGCUGGUUGAUUCUUGAUUGUAUUCGAUAAUACAUGCGGGCUUGUCCUGGGGCUAUUUGAUCCGAUUUGGUUUAAAAAUUGGAUGUGAUUAUCUUUGAUCUUAUGAGACAAUAAGAAAGAAUAAAAAACAGG
Penicilliopsis zonata CBS 506.65 is the source of this 1400-nucleotide messenger RNA. RefSeq lists its product as hypothetical. The record is from RefSeq and is a predicted model, not a curated record. The transcript has 3 exons. Bases 85 to 1188 code for a protein of 367 amino acids. Gene Ontology annotation, cellular component: chromosome, centromeric region; spindle midzone; chromosome passenger complex. NCBI's taxonomy places the organism in Eukaryota, Fungi, Ascomycota, Eurotiomycetes, Eurotiales, Aspergillaceae. Gene Ontology annotation, biological process: mitotic sister chromatid segregation.